AUGGAUCCUGACUUUGAGAUAUUUGACUCUUCGUCAUCUGAGGAAGAGGAGGAGGAGGAGGAGAUAAUUUUAGCUCUUGCUAUUGAAGAAGAACACUUAGGUAAUGAAAGAGGCUCAACAUCGCAUCGUAGGUCUAUUCCUCGACGUGCAUUCAUUCGAAGAAAUUCGCUUGAAGGCCAUCAAUGCCUCUUUCAAGAUUAUUUUUCUGAGUCCCCGACGUAUCCACCGAAUUUAUUCCGCAGGAGGUUUCGAAUGCAAUGUCAUAUUUUCUUGCGUAUUCAAGCCGAAGUCGAAGCAUAUGAACCAUAUUUCGUCCAAAGAAGAGAUGCUGCUAAAAGACUGGGUCAUUCCUCGCUUCAAAAAAUAACUGCUGCAAUGAGAAUAUUAGCUUAUGGAGUCUCUAGAGAUUUUGUAGAUGAAUACUUGCGGAUUGCAGAAAAUACAGCAACCAAGUGUUUGAAAAAAUUCGUUAAGGCUAUCAUUGGCAUAUUCUCCCAUGAAUACUUAAGAUCCCCAAAUGAGAACGAUAUAGCUAGAUUAUGCGCAGUUGGAGAUAGUCGCGGGUUUCUUAGGAUGUUAGGAAGCUCCCAUAAUGAUAUUAAUGUCCUAGAACACUCUUCUGUUUUUAGAGAGCUUGCUGAAGGACAUGCUCCAAAGGUCAACUACUCAAUAAAUGGAAAUGACUAUUCGAUGGGCUACUAUCUUGCCGAUGGUAUAUAUUCUUCAUGGUCGACGUUUGUCAAAACAAUUCAUGCUCCACAUGGCCGUAAAAAUAAACAUUUUGCAGUAACUCAAGAAUCAGCAAGAAAAGAUGUAGAACGAGCUUUUGGAGUGCUUCAAGCUCGAUUUGCUAUUGUACGUGGACCAGCACGAUUUUAUGAUCGACAAACACUUAAGGAGAUUAUGAUGGCAUGCAUUAUUUUGCAUAAUAUGAUCGUAGAAGACGAGCGACAUACUUAUCUUCGAGUAGAAGACUUUGUUUAUGAACAAAGCGAUGAAAUAACUGAAGAGCCUAUGUCCCAUGAGCAUACAAAUGAAUUUGUAAACUUCAUUCAACGCCAUCAUCACAUUCGAGAUCGAGGAAUUCAUUUUCAACUUCAGUCGGAUCUUAUUGAACAUUUAUGGGAAAUAUAUAGUAAAUCUUAA
Messenger RNA from Humulus lupulus (European hop), 1146 nucleotides. RefSeq lists its product as uncharacterized. NCBI's taxonomy places the organism in Eukaryota, Viridiplantae, Streptophyta, Magnoliopsida, Rosales, Cannabaceae. Bases 1 to 1146 code for a protein of 381 amino acids. The transcript has 2 exons. The record is from RefSeq and is a predicted model, not a curated record.